AUGAAAUCCACGUUUCUCGCGAGCCUGACCGGCAGGAGCCAGGCUCCGUGCAUGCAACCUAGGUGUGCAGCCAUCCAAACACGUCCCAAGAUCCUGACGCCGAGCGACAUCGGUAAGGUGAACUGUUUCCUGAUCCCUCUGCAAGACGCGGAGAGGUACUUCCCUAUGGCCGCCUCAAGACCCAAGAGCAAUCGCGUCUCUUUCAUCUCCUUCGAGGAGAGGCACUUCCGCUACUGCUCCUGGAGCAGCAGCAGCAACUACUUCCUGACCAGGGGCUGGACGACCUUCGUCCUUCUACAGCGGGCCGGUGGGGCCGCAGGCAACCGCAGAUUCAUUCAGGGCAGGCAACGCGGUGGCGUCUCCGGGCUGCAUCCCAUGCCAGCUGCAGUGCCUCGCAGCCUCACUCCACCACCCGGCAUGCUAUACAGCCACCAGCCGCUGCGUCAGGGCCUCCGCUUUCACAGGAGCAUCUACGGAUCCGGAGCAUCAAGGUAG
Messenger RNA from Phragmites australis (common reed), 495 nucleotides. RefSeq names its product B3 domain-containing protein Os03g0120900-like. The coding region runs from base 1 to 495 and encodes 164 amino acids. The transcript has a single exon. The record is from RefSeq and is a predicted model, not a curated record. Gene Ontology annotation, molecular function: DNA binding; DNA-binding transcription factor activity. NCBI's taxonomy places the organism in Eukaryota, Viridiplantae, Streptophyta, Magnoliopsida, Poales, Poaceae.